UUCAGCUUGCAAGGUAAAAUUCACAGGCACCAGUCCAGUGUGAAUAUUGUCAUGGCGGUGUUUUUCGAAAGUGACAUCCAAAACUUUGGGGGAAAUACACGAUUUUGAAGAAAAAAUCGGUCUAGGACACGAAGAACACUAUGUCGAGACUUUGGCAACACCCCUAUGUCAACAUCUUCAAGCAUCUGAACGUUUCAGAAUGGAAGAAGUCUACAAAAGAAGGGGAGGUGGUCUCCAUCAUGGACAAAACCCUCAAGGGCACAGUCUUCCGCAUCACAGGCGCCAUCCCUGCCGGCAACUACAUCCAGCUCCCCCGUACCUCCACGCAGUCCCUGGGCCUGACGGGCCGCUACCUGUACCUCCUCAUCAAGCCCGUCCCCACCAAGUACUUCGUGGUGCACCUGGACGUGGCCACGGAGGAAGGCCUGGUGGUCCGCAUCUCCUUCUCCAACCUCUUCAAGGAGUUCAAGUCCACGUCCACGUGGUUGCAGUUCCCGUUCAUCUGUCAUCCGGGGAAGGGCUCGGUGGAAGGAGUGACCAGGAGGACUGCCAGACAAGAUGUCCAAGGCCCAGCCCCAGCCACCACCCGUUGGACCGUCCUCCUCCUGGACUUCCAGUACAUCCUCUCCAUGUACCUCAACCGGAGGUACUCACACCUCAAGUCGGUCCGCCUCUGCGCCAACCUCCUGGUCAAGAACCUCUUCACCAGCGACACCCAGUACGAGGCGGGGCUCAGCCUGCGGCAGGCUCGGGAGGCGGGGCUGAUCGCCAAGGGCGUGGCCCCGUUUCCCAGAGAGAUGGCCUACCCUGUACCCAAGGGCGGCCACUGGCACGACCUGUAUGAUUUUAUCAGAUUUCCUGCAGCAGCUAGCCGGGUUCCCUUUGACUCAAUCCAGAUGCACAGUCCCACGCCAAGCAAGGGAGGCCAGGAACUAGGCAAGAUGAGUCCGGAGCGGGUCGCCCCCAAAACAAUCCAUGCUGGCAAAGAUGUGAACUCCAAGUUCUCUGAUAUCAACAAGUUGACAAAUCCAAAGAAGCAUGGUAAGAAGCGGACCAAACCCCCCACCAAGGAGCUACCCCAGGUAGGCUUGGACCACGACGUGUCUGUCCUGCAGGGAGCUCUUGGUGAGGUACAUGUCUUUGCCCGCAAUGACGACGACGUGACUGUCCAUCGGCAUGACAGCCGCACUGGAAUGACAAUGUCGAGUAAAGUCGGUACUGCAAGGACGUCUUCAGCACUGCCUACCAGCCAAGAACCGAAAUACAAGAGUUUGCAGCCAGACCCUAUCCUGUCCCUCCGCAAGAUCAUCGGCUUCGGUGGAUGCACCACAAAAGAGGCGCUCUGGACAGCCAACGGCACCCAUAUCGUCUACCCCUGCCACGCGGUCAUCGUGUCCAUGGACAUCAAGUCCGGCCACCAGCGCUUCUUCAUCGGACACACCGACAAGGUGUCUAGUCUGAGCUUCAACCGGACCACCACGUUGCUGGCCUCAGCCCAGACCGGCCAGCAGUCCGUGGUCCGAGUCUGGAGGUACCAGAAGGGAGAGUGCCUGGCCAUGUUCAGGACCCACGUGCAGUCUGUCUACUGCUUGAGUUUCUCCCAAAAUGGAUCUGUGCUGUGUGGAGUGGGAAAGGAUGGCCACGGAAAGAAUAUGGUAGUUGCUUGGGAUACCUCUCGAGUUGGCAAGGGAGGAGAUAUCUCCAUCCUAGCCAAGGCUCACACGGACGUAGACAUUGUGCAGAUGAGAGUAGCACCAUUUGACGAAACAAAGAUGGUAUCAUGUGGUCGAGACAAUGUCCGCAUAUGGCGUGUGAGGAACAACUCCCUGCGCUCGGCCCCCGUCAACCUAGGUGACUUCCACGUCGCUGAAUUCACCGAUAUCUGCUUCGAGGCCACCCAGCCGGGCUUAGAGCCCGCCGACAAAUUUGUAUAUGCUUGUACACGUUCUGGCCACAUCUUUGAGAUCGACUACAACCGUGUGUCCGUCGUACACAUCCGGCGGUUACUACCGACGGGAAAGGAAGUCAGAGAGAAGGACACAAUGCAAUCAGGGGCCGGCAUUGCCAUCAAUGCCAUGUGCGUCAAUGAAUCGUUCUGCGUGACUGGCUCAGAUGAUGGAUUCCUACGUCUCUGGCCGCUGGAUUUCAAAAACGUCUUUCUAGAAGCUGAGCACGAGGGCCCAGUCACGGCCGUGGGCAUCACGGCAGAUGGCCUGCGCAUCCUGGCCGGUACGACCACGGGCAAUCUAGGCAUGCUGGACAUCUCCACCAGGAACUACGCCACGUUGAUGCGAUCCCACACCGGCACCGUCCUGUCAGCAAGCCUGGACCCUGCCAGGCGACAGCUGGCCACAGUGUCUGCCGACCACUCCAUCAGGAUCUGGAACAUGGAUACCUUGCAACAGACGUAUGACUUCAGCUCCCCCCAGGAGUGUCCCUGUGUGGUCACCUUCCACCCUUCCCUCCAGUGCUUCGCUUGCGGCUUUGACAACGGAUGUGUACGUGUCUUCAGUAUCGCCAACACAAGUCUAGUAUCUGAGAUGAGGCAGCACCGAGGCAAGAUCACCGGCCUGGCCUACACCCCCAACGGCCACUACCUCCUGUCUGCUGCCUCCCUGGGCUCCUUGGCCCUCUACGAUGCCUCUCAGGAAGCCUACCCGCUGAUGCGGUUGCUGGGCAAUAUGGUUGCCAGGGGAGAGAGGUACGGACCCAGCGCCCUGGCCCUGAGCGAGGACGGGAAGCAUGUUGCGUUCGUCGGUCCGUCAGAAUUCACUGUCAUGGUUGUGGAUGCCAGAUCUUUGGAUGAGGUGAUGCGUAUCGACAUUGCAUCCAUCGUAUCAGCAGACACUGAGUCUCCCAUGAUAGAUACAGCAGCGAUGGUCUGCUAUGCCCCUCAAAGAGCCAAGCAGCUCCUAGUGACUACCUCCAACUCUCAUCUGCUCAGGCUGGAUUCACGGACCGGAAGGCUCAUCAACAAGGUGUCCAAUCUUCAUCGGUCCGGAGUGACCAGCAUGGAGGUCUGUUCAGACUGUCGCCAUCUGGCCACGGCAGGGGACAAAGUCAUCAAGAUAUGGGACUUCCACAUGAGACUUGACAUCAACUUCCAGGUGUUCAUUGGCCACUCAGAGAAGAUCCAGCAGGUGGCGUUCACCCCAGACAGCCUGGGUCUACUCAGCGUAGGGGAAGCCAUCUUCAUGUGGGACUUCUAUGGGACAAACCGAGACCAUCCUGCACUAGGAACUACUUUAGAGACUGAACAUUUCCUGAGUAAACCAGAAUCUAGAUCAGAGCCACCACGCAAAAGCCCCGUCCGUAGAAGCCUCGACUUGACUGGAAGUCUACGUCCGCGGGACAAAGCCCCCAUUCCAAGCUCUCCAACCAGACUCCUGGAUGCCAGUGAGGUAUCGACAGAAGACAGAGAAGAAGGAGAGGAAGAGGAAGGCUUCUCGUUGCUAGGCGGGGUGGAAGGCAUCUCGUUGCUAGGCGGGGUGGAGAGAGCAAACAAGGAUGCAGAGGAGACGGAGGAGGUCCUGGUGGGGCCGGAGCUGGAGUGUCGGUCCAGCACGGAGGAGUUGAGCGUUACGGAAAUGGAUGAAGUCCCACCAGCGGAAACCCUUGGGACAAGUCCACGCACCCAGAGACACCGCAGAGCAGACCCAGAGACAGACCCCACAGCCCCACCCCUGCCUGUCCUCAAACCUGCCACGGACAAAGCCAAGCAGAUCAGACCAAGCUGCUACAGUCAUUUUGUCGCCAGGGAGAACCACACACAGAUGGCCCAACGGCGGUACAUAGCCCCUCCCAACCAGGCCGGUCUAAAACUGAAGUCGGUCCUUGGCUUCAACGGCAACGGUAGGAGUAACCUGGUCUGGCACCCUGACACCGGACUGUUUGCCUACACUAGCGGGUGUAUUAUCAUCAUCGAGGACCUGCACACCGGGAACCAGAAGCAUCUUAUGGGCCAUGUUGAGGAGAUCUCUACCCUGACCCUCCAGCAUGACUGCCAGGUCCUAGCCUCUGCCUCUGGCUCCAACGGCCUGACAGCUAGCCAGAUCUGCCUGUGGGAUGUCCAGGGGGCGCUGUGUAAGAAAAUCCUGUCCUACCACGAGCAUGAUAUCGUCUGUCUGGCAUACUCUAGGGACGACCGGUUCCUGGUCUCCAUUGGUGAUUUCCGUGACUGCACCAUUGUCGUCUGGAGCACCCAUGACUACAGCCUCCUAGCAGCCUCCAAGACAGCCCAGCCCGUCCACUCCCUAACCUGGGACCCCUACACCACCAAUGAGUUCUCCUCAGUAGGAGAGACGGGCACCUUACUCUUCUGGCUUCUGGAUGAGACCCAGGGGCGGUUCAGCCUCAACGUCCACGAGGCUGACGUGCCGCAGGACCUGAUGGACUCCAAGCACAUGAUCCUGGGUGAUGUUGCCUUCACCAGCCUACAGUACGGGGGUGACAGCGUGCUGUACAUCGGCACCAACACUGGAGUGCUGUCAGCGUGGGACACUAGACAUAACUCUUGCUUCAUGCAUUGGGACGCAGACUCGGCAGAAAUAGGGUUGAUAGUGAGUCGGUUUGGCAGCAGUCGUCUGAUCACCGGCGGUGCCUCACGUCUCCUACGUCUGUGGUCCAUCUACGGUGUGGGGGAACUCAGGCUGGCUGCAGGAGUAUCAAACGGGCAUGCUGGCCAGGGCCUGGUCAUGGAGGACGAGAUGUCACUAGAUGGCGCCAUCACGGCGGCCGAGUUUGACGACACCAUGGACAUCGGCGUGGUGGGCACUACGUCUGGAACCCUGUGGUACAUCAACUGGGUGGAGAGGAGUAGCAUCAGGAUAGUCAGUUCCCACGUCAGUAAGGUGAACUCGGUUGUUUUCAGCGACAGCGAUUACUUUGCGUCCUGUGAUCACGACGGCAGCCUGCGUCUCUUCUCGUUGCCUGACAUGGAACAGACUCUGCAAUUCCAAGUUCUGGAUCAGAGCUGUCACUGCAUGGCAUUCAGCCCCAAUCCGGUCCCAUCCGGUUCCAGCCAGCUGGUACCAGCCGAGAAGGAAGGCCAGCCGUUGCAGCGAGUGGUAGCAGGCUACAGCGACGGGACAGUGCGUGUCUUUGACCUGGGUCUGGUGGAGAUGGUCCUCAAGAUGCAGCCCCACGGCGUGGCUGUCACUGCCAUCAGCUUCUCCUCAGAUGGUCAUGUUGUUUUGUCUGGCGGCACGGAUGGAAUCAUAGCGGUCAGUUCUCCGACCACCGGCAUGACCAUGAGAGUCAUCAGUGACCACAAGGGGGCGCCAAUCACUGACUUGCACGUCACUACCAACCAGGGUGCAGAGCUGGGUCUGGGCCUGAAGUCCCCCCACCUGUGGCUGGCCGCUAGUGCUGACCGGCGGGUCAGUGUCUGGUCAUCUGAUUGGCCCAAGGACCUGUGUGAGAUGGUGGACUGGCUCAGCUUCCCCGCUCCGGCCUUCGCCCCGGACGGAACGGUCAUCAGAAAGGGGGAUAUCGGUCAGUACCAGCUGCUCCCCCCUAGCCUGGCCCGUUUCUCCCCCACUGAUCAUGACGUCAUCAUCUAUGCCGGCUAUGGCAUGCAGAAGCAGAUCCAGUUCUACAGCAUUGCACAGAAAAAGGUUGUUCGCACCACAGCACUCACUCACUGGGCGACCACACUGGAUAUCAGCCCAGGAGGACAUCUUAUUGCAGUAGGCACAGCAGAACGAUUGAUCAAACUGGUCGAUUACCACGAGAGCAGCUUCCAGGAUUUUGUGGCCCAUAACGACGCCGUUCAGCUCAUUCGUUUCAACCCCUCUGGCAAGCUGGUCUUCACUGUGGCACACAACCAGAUCUUGGUGUGGGAGGUAGCCGUAUAAACGGAACAGCCUCAGAGAUGUAAUCAUCAUGUGUUUUGUACGGUAUAUCAUUUUUUUCAUUGUACUGUGCAUUCACUCAUGUUUCCAACACUUAACUGAAAUUAUUUGAAAUAAUUCAGUUCAGUAUAUCUCAGGAACACCAGUGUGAAAUGGCCGUUUGUAACUUGAGUUUUUUUGCCUUUGAUGUAAUUUUCAGACAUGGAUGGAUUAGGCCCCCCCCCAAAAAAAGUCUCCGGU
Molecule: messenger RNA, 6092 nt
Organism: Patiria miniata (bat star)
Lineage: Eukaryota; Metazoa; Echinodermata; Asteroidea; Valvatida; Asterinidae
Gene: wdr90
Product: WD repeat-containing protein 90-like
Exons: 37
Coding region: 141-5855 (1904 amino acids)
Cellular component (GO): centriole
Molecular function (GO): protein binding
Source: RefSeq, a predicted model, not a curated record